Homo sapiens (human) is the source of this 4043-nucleotide messenger RNA. RefSeq names its product DET1 and DDB1 associated 1 (gene DDA1). Gene Ontology annotation, biological process: protein ubiquitination; regulation of proteasomal ubiquitin-dependent protein catabolic process. NCBI's taxonomy places the organism in Eukaryota, Metazoa, Chordata, Mammalia, Primates, Hominidae. The record is from RefSeq and is marked validated. The transcript has 5 exons. The coding region runs from base 93 to 401 and encodes 102 amino acids.
AAGUUACUGUGAGGCGGCGGCUAAGAAGGCGGCUCUGGUGGCGGCGGUGGAGGCUGAGGCGGCGGCCGAGGCGGCGACGGAGGAAACAGAAGAUGGCAGAUUUUUUGAAAGGACUGCCUGUCUACAACAAAAGCAAUUUUAGUCGAUUUCACGCGGACUCCGUGUGCAAAGCCUCGAACCGACGGCCCUCAGUCUACCUGCCUACCCGCGAGUACCCGUCUGAACAGAUCAUCGUGACAGAAAAGACAAACAUCCUCCUGCGCUACCUGCAUCAGCAAUGGGACAAAAAGAACGCUGCCAAGAAGAGAGACCAGGAGCAAGUGGAGCUGGAAGGCGAGAGCUCCGCACCUCCCCGCAAGGUGGCGCGGACCGACAGCCCAGACAUGCACGAGGACACUUAAGACUCUCAACUCCACAGGCGCCUCCUGCCAGGUCUGCUCCUCGGUCGCCCACCCGCCUGCCCGCCAUGUGUAAGCACCCCGCCCGCCCGCCUCCCUGCCGGCCCAUCCACACCCUGCGUCCACACCACUUCCAACCUCAUAGGAGCCGAUGUAUUUAUUUUCCUUGAGUUUUUAUUUAUGCUGUAACCUGUAUCAAGCGUUGGUUAAAGGGGACAUCAGACCCAGUAGUGUGAUGUUGGUAGAUGCUUUUUAAAAAAAACAACAUUGUCCCCCCGACCCCCGCCUUCCAUCGGGCCAGUUCCCCGAUUCCUGCCCCCAGUUCUCCAGAGAACCAGAGUGUGUCUGUGAGAGUCUCUAGCGGGGGCUUUACUGUGGCCGGGCGACAGGGGCGGGCCCGGGGUGGCCUGACCUACCAGGACAGCCGAGUGGCCUUCUCCCCCCCAACACCGGUCCAGGCCAUUGAGACUCGGUCUUGUCCCACGCUUCGCCCGGAACUUUCCCAUGCCCAGGCCUCACUCAGCGUGCACGCACGUUGGGGAGAAGUCGGCCCUUGGGAUCUUUCUCUUGAGUCAUUUUAUUUUUAUCAUGGACUAGUGCGUGCUCCGUGUCCACCCCAAUAAAAGGGUCUUUCCUACUUGACCUCGCGUCUUUGCUCCACACACCUUGGCUGCAGAGGACGGAGCCCCUGGGAGUCAUCCCUGUUGUCACCAAGAGGAGUGAGAAGGGCCCCCCACGCCAGGGGCCCCAGGACCGGCUGGAUUCUCUCGUGGGCUUGCUGAGGCCACCAUGUUCAAGGCCAAGACCUGCCUGGACCAUCCCCUCUGCCUCUCCUGUCAAGGUGACCCCAAGGACAGGUCAUUCCUGAGAGACGGUCCAUGGUGCCAAGGAUGGAGCGGGGUCAGCCCCCUGCCUGGGAUACCGCCAAGCAGGGCAGCGCACCUGUCAGACACCGCAGAGAUGGCCGGCCUCAUCCGGGGGCCUGGGGUCUCUGGCCUCUGCUGCUCCCCUGAGGCAUGGUGACAGUACAGACGGCAUCUGGCCGGUCUUGCUGUCCUAGGUGGUGGCCUCACCCUUGCUGGGUCAUAGAGGAGCUGUACAGAAGGUUGGCACCUGGCAGUUGGCAUGUGCCAUGGCCGCUCAUGGGGACCCCUCUUCCGCCAGCUGGGCUGGGUUUGGGGCUGAGCUUGGGUAUGUAGGGGUGUUCGGGCUCUGGGCAGAAGGUUUGUGGCCCUGACCACUGAGCCUGGGGCUGGGGGAACACCGCUUCUCCCCUUAUUGCCCCCACUGGUGGUGGUGGGGAUCUCAGUUUUCUUUUGUUUUGUUUUGUUUGUUUGUUUGAGUUGGGGUCUUGUACUCUUUCCCAGGCUGGAGUGCAGUGGCGUAAUCACAGCUCACUGCAGCCUCGACCUCAAGCCUUCCUCCCACCUCAGCCUUCCAAGCCGCUGGGACCACAGGCACCCACCACCAUGCCUGGCUAAUUUUUUUUUUUUUUUGAGAUGGAGUCUCGCUGUGUCUCCCAGGCUGGAGUGCAGUGGCAAGAUCUCAGCUCACUACAACCUCUGCCUCCCAGGUUCAAGUGAUUCUCCUACCUCAGCCUCCUGAGUAGCUGGGAUUACACGCGUGCGCCCCUACACCCAGCUAAUUUUUCUAUUUUUAGUGGAGACGGCGUUUUGUCAUGUUGGCCAGGCUGGUCUCGAACUCCUGACCUCAGGUGCUUCGCCUGCCUCGGCCUCCCAAAGUGCUGUGACCGCACCUGGCUGCCUGGCUAAUAUUUUAAAAAUUUUUUGUAGAGACAGGGUUUCACCAUGUUGCCCAGGCUGGUCUCAAACUCCUGGGCUCAAGUCAUCCACCUUCCUCAGCCUCCCAAAGUGCUGGGGUUACAGACGUGAACCACCGUGCCUGGCAGAGGUCUCUGUUUUGAGAGCUGAGUCUGAGGGCGUUGGGAUGGUGUAGGGUUGGGCCACAGAGCUAGCAGACACUCCGGGCUAUGGAGGGUCCGCCUGCCCCAGAUUCCACUGUGGAGGGCCCUGCCUGUGUCAGACCCUCGGGCCUAGGCGGCCCAUCUCUCCCAAGGACGGAGAGUGCCAGGGUGGGCUCCCGUCCUACACAAGGAGUGGCUGACCAGGCCCAGGCACAGCACAGCCACCCUGCUGUACCUCCCAGCUCCCGGCAGUGUCUACACCACAGUGAUGGUGCUACAGGGGCCAUGUGGUCACAGGACAGGUGGUCAGGAAAUGCACACUUGACUGCGGUCGAUGGUGCCGGGUCCGGCUGAAUGCCCUGGAGGCUCCCAGGCCAGCUGGGGAGUCCCAGUCCCCAGGGUUGGUGUGACCUGGGCAGGCCUGCGGUGUCCAUCUGUGAAUGACUGAGAUGGUGGGACUUCAGCUUCCAAGGCCAGGGGCCAGAGUGGGAGCAGGGGGCACUCCCGCCUUUCCCCUCGGCCUGUCUAGACCUCUCUGGCUCCCAGUUUCUGCUUUGAGUGGCUGGGGGCUGUCUCCUGCCUGUGCUGUCUGCCCGUCGCUCUGCAGGGCUGCUGGGCGGGCACCUCCUUCCCCUCCCCUACCUCAGCUCCCUCCUUUGGGGUCUGAGGGCUGUGCCCCAGCUUGCCUCCCUGUGGCCUCCCCCUAGAACCCCUGGGUCUGUCGGGACAUGCCCCACCUGGCACACACACCCUGUGUAGCUCCCACUGCCUGUGGGAGGACGCUGGGCCCCUGAGCCGGCCUCUGUCUACCCCUCCUGCCUUUGGGGUCCCCUUUACCCCACUGUUCCCCCAAACUGCCUUCCACCUUCUCCGCCUUUGCACAGGCUGUUCUCCUGCCUCCAGUGAACUCUGACUUCUCCACAGCCUCCCAAAGGGCCCCUUGCUCACACUGGCCCAGCCCUGCAGCAUGGCCAUGUUGGUCUCUGAGCCUUAAGCCUUUGGAUGUGGACACAUUUGUCCUCUUCCUGAAAAAUGUGAGGGUCUGAGAGGCCACGUUCCUGUUCCUGAGUCAUACGACAGAGUCCCAGUGACUUGGGUCUGAUGUCUGUCCCACAGUGGGACAUCCCUGCUGCAUCCCAAUGCCACCCCGUGUCCUGGGGACACCCAAAUGUGCCAUUCUCUCAGUAUCACAAGUCGGGGACUGCAGGAGGCUCAGGUGCCAGGUGCCUUCUGAUGUUCAUGCCACAAGCUCUUCCCACUGUCUCUGGCUCCCCAGACGAUGUUCCAGGAGGCGGGUGUGCCAGAAGGGGCCACGUCUUGCAAACCACCGCGCUGUCCUCUUUGAGAAGGAGUCUUACUCAGGACUGGGGCCUGUGCACACAUUGUCGCCUCUUUUCAGCACUUAGAGAUUCCUUCCUUUGUCUAGUGGCUGAAGCCAGGGCUGAAGUUGGCCUCCAAAUCUGGGCCGUCUCAGAGGCGGCGCAGCCUGGAGUUUUCCAUCUGUGGCCAAGACCCAGUUUUUGGGAGGAGGCCCUCAUGGGUCAAGCCAGCCUGUACCAGGAUGGGGGGAGGGGGUUCCCAACCUAGGCCCCAGCCACCCAGACUCCCCCACCCCCACUCCCUUUUCCACUGCUCUGACCUCGGGCACUGUUGAAAUAUAGUUUUUAUUGCAUUUCUGCCGUUUUACAAAAAUAUGACAAAAUAAAUUAAAAACAAAUAAA